Eurytemora carolleeae is the source of this 1698-nucleotide messenger RNA. RefSeq names its product phospholipid phosphatase 1. The record is from RefSeq and is a predicted model, not a curated record. The coding region runs from base 158 to 1387 and encodes 409 amino acids. The transcript is spliced from 8 exons. NCBI's taxonomy places the organism in Eukaryota, Metazoa, Arthropoda, Copepoda, Calanoida, Temoridae. Gene Ontology annotation, biological process: signal transduction; phospholipid metabolic process; phospholipid dephosphorylation. Gene Ontology annotation, molecular function: phosphatidate phosphatase activity.
GACUGAGUCUGUGUGGUUUCAGAGAUAAAUGUAGAAGAUCCUACUCUAAAUCAAGGUUUUUACCAGUGCUUCUAAUCUUGGCCCAAAUAAAUAUGGCUUCAACACCUUCAUUCAUACAGUGUUAUCCAAAGACAGAAUUGUGAUUAUAAUACUUGAAAUGAAUCAAGUAGAAACUAACAAAAUGGUUUUAUAUUCUCCUGUUUACAACCCUCCAACAUGCAAAGAUGUUCUACCCAAAGCCUUCCUCCAGUUUAUUUGCUUGUUGCUUCUACUCCUACCUAUGGCUUACAUCUACGUGUUGACCGCAAACUUUGAACCUUUCCACCGGGGUUUCUAUUGUGAUGAUCAGAACCUUAAACAUCCAUAUAUGCAGCAGCAGGUUCCAAUAAGCCUCUGUAUUGUUAUCUGGGCUGCUAUAUCCAUAUUCUCGAUUGUUCUGGUUGAAACUUUAAGAUCCCUGGCGGAGAAAGGAAGAGAUAAGCCGAUUGCAAGAAGUAGAACCCCUUGGAUUGCUGUGGAAUUGUAUCGACAUUUUGGAUAUUUUUCUCUGGGAGCAAUCAGCUGUUUGCUUUUUACUGAGAUAGCAAAAUAUACCAUUGGUCGGCUCCGCCCCCAUUUCCUUACAGUUUGUAACCCGGAGUUUACUAGUCAACUAUGUCAGGAUGGAAGUGAGAUGAAUUAUGAAAAGUUUGUUGUUGAAGAUGAAAAUAUCAUAUGUCGAGGUUUAGAGGAGAACGGUGGGAACUAUACCAAGAAACAUCUUCACGAGGCCAGGUUAUCCUUCCUCUCAGGACACUCUUCAUUCUCAUUCUUCUGCGCAACCUUCGUCGUGGUCUAUCUUCAGUCUAGGCUGGCAAACUUUCCUAAAUCUAAUAAUAUGGUGAUCAAAGGAGUAUACAGGUUUUUGAAAGUGGUUCGACCAUUUGCUCAGUUUGGUUUAAUAAUGCUUGCUUUUUGGAUUUCCCUCACUCGUAUUAGUGAUUAUUUUCAUCAUCCGUUAGAUGUUCUAACAGGAGCUGGUGUUGGAGUUAUAUUUGCCUGUGUAACCCUGGUCGUGUGUGCGGAUAUAUUUAAUAAACGAUCAGUUUUUUGGACAAACUUUAACAAGUUCGGAGAACAGAUCAAGGUUCAGGGAUCACAGAACAUCCCGGAGAAAAGGACAGCGCAGAACCAAGGGUUUAGAAGAGAACGCGGAAACUCCAAUAAUAAAACGGAAAUAGAGAGAAGUGUAAGGCUACACCAGUUAUCACAGUUUCCAGGAUCACAUUUUCUAGCUCUCGCUAUACCUGAGGACACAGCUGAUGACAGUGUGGAUUCAUGCUCUGAGUCUAGACCUGGAUCUAGAGAUACUAACCUCCGUCCACUCACUGGGAUUAAAUACUCAUAGUUUCAUAAUCUUAAUCUUCUAAUCCUAAUCCUCAGGGCAUUAUGAGUCUGUCACAAGUAGGGUUUCCAACUUUUCCGAAUAAGUUCAUUGACGUUUUUGCCUAACAGAACCUAUCUUUGAUCGAUUAGGAAUGCGAAAUUUAUGAUAAUUAAGAAAGGAAUCUGUAUUAGCCAAACUACAAUUAAUCUACCAAACAAAGUAGGUUUCAUAUGCUGAAAAAGAUUAUUGAACAAUUUUUCCGUAUCUACAAUCAUUCCGUAAACUCCUAAAUUCCGUAAUUUAAGCACGGCUUAUUAAGUACUGUUUCGCUU